AUGAACAAGGAAAUUUAUUUUUUUAUCAAUGGACAUGGUGGCACUGGUAAAACAUUUUUAUGGAAUACAAUUAUUGCAAAGCUUAGGUCUCAAUCCAGAAUAGUCUUGCCUGUAGCAACUUCAGGAAUAACUGCUUUGUUAUUGCCUAAUGGUAGGACAACACACUCAAGAUUUCAUAUUCCUUUAGAUGUUACAGUAGAGUCAACUUGUGAAAUUCGUCAAGGUACCCUAUUAGCUGGACUUCUAAUAAAAACUUCAUUGAUCAUUUGGGAUGAAGCGCCUAUGGCAAAUAAAUUCUAUUUUGAAACUUUAGAUAUGACCUUAAGAGAUAUUCUAAUAACAAGGUUUGAAAGUAGCUCUAAAAAACCUUUUGGAGGACUUAUAAUAGUAUGCGGUGGUGAUUUUCGACAAAUAUUACCAGUUGUUCCAAAAGGUACAAGAGCUGACAUCGUUGGUGCUUCUCUCAACUCAUCAUACUUGUGGCCAUUUUUUAAAAUAUAUGAGCUCAACCAAAAUAUGAGGCUCUAUAAUAGAAGUUUAAGUGGAUCUGAGGCUGCUAAAAUAGCUACUUUUGAUAUAUGGCUGUUGCAGAUAGGAGAUGGUUCAUUAUAUGAUGACAUUGACAGAGAAUUAAUUAAACUUCCUUCUGAUAUAUGCGAAAAUUCAUCUCAAGAUCCAGUGAAAUCCAUAGUUGAAGCUAUCUACUCAUCGCUUUUACAAAACUACAACGAUCCUGCAUAUUUGAAAGAAAGAGCAAUAUUAACACCAAAAAAUGAAAUGGUCCAUGAAUUGAAUUAA
This is a messenger RNA of Cannabis sativa, 798 nucleotides long. RefSeq lists its product as uncharacterized. NCBI's taxonomy places the organism in Eukaryota, Viridiplantae, Streptophyta, Magnoliopsida, Rosales, Cannabaceae. Gene Ontology annotation, biological process: telomere maintenance; DNA repair. Gene Ontology annotation, molecular function: DNA helicase activity. Bases 1 to 798 code for a protein of 265 amino acids. The record is from RefSeq and is a predicted model, not a curated record. The transcript has a single exon.